Aspergillus terreus NIH2624 is the source of this 2487-nucleotide messenger RNA. RefSeq names its product Ankyrin and HET domain protein. Bases 1 to 2487 code for a protein of 828 amino acids. NCBI's taxonomy places the organism in Eukaryota, Fungi, Ascomycota, Eurotiomycetes, Eurotiales, Aspergillaceae. Gene Ontology annotation, molecular function: protein binding. The transcript has a single exon. The record is from RefSeq and is a predicted model, not a curated record.
AUGACCUACGGCCUCGACCCCUUCACAUACGAAGCCCUCCCCACGGCGACAUCCAUCCGGCUGAUCCGCGUGCACGGCACCGACGCAGAGGGCCGUCUGCAGAUCGAGCUCAAGACCGCCGAUCUCCAAGACAACCCGUGGUACCAUGCAAUCUCCUACACCUGGGGCAACCCGCACAGCGAGUGGACGCAGCUACAGGAGCAGCGAGCCGCGUACGCGCAUGCGCACCCGCCACACAGCCGCGAGGACCUCCUGAUCAACGGGAAGCUCCUCCGCGUGGGCCGCGGCGCGUACGAUGCGUUGACGGCGGCGUCGGCCCGCGACAUCUGGCGCCAGCGGUGUAACCGCGGGAACCCGAAGAAGCAGCUGCGCACGACGGUGCACUGGGCGGCGCUGUCGGCGCACGGCUCCGACAGCAUCAAGAAGAUGAUCUCCUCCGGGGCGGACGUCAACGUGCGCGACGCGGAGGGCGUCACGCCGCUGGGCUGUGCGGCGUGGCUUGGGAACUUGGAGGCUGUGGAGAUGCUGCUCGCUGCGGGGGCGGAUUAUCGCCUGCGCGAUAACUCGCAGAAGAACGCGCUGGAUUGGGCCCGGCAGUCGCGGCAUGAGGCGGUUAUCCGGCGGCUGGAGCAGGUCGAGGAAGAGGGUUAUGUCGCUGCGCCGGUGGUCUGGCCGGACGGCCCGCAGGAGUGGUGCUGGGUCGACCAGAUCUGCAUCAACCAGGCGGAUCUCACGGAGCGUAGCUCGCACGUCGCCAUGAUGGAUGAGGUCUACGCCAAGGCAACCUUCACCCUCGUCUGGCUCGGCCCGGAGGACCCCUACACGGCGAACGCCAUCAGCGCCAUCGACAAGCUGUACGCGGGGACGCCGUUCCAUGAGACCGACCUCGUUCCCUAUGUGUCGCAGUCCGAGGAGGCCUACGCUGCGGCCGGCGUGCCGUGGGUGUCGUCGGAGGAAUGGACGGCGCUGGCGGCGUUCCUGCAGCGGCCGUACUUCCGGCGCCUGUGGAUCGUGCAGGAGUCGAUCCUGUCGGAUAUCCUCAUCGGGCUCUGCGGCCGCCACGAGGUGCCCUGGGACCGGUUCCACAUCGUCGCGCAGCAUCUGUACUUCCGGCAGCAGAUGCUGGGCCGGGUCACGUCGACGGCAUACAUCAACCCCGGAAACGCGGUCGCCUCGCUCGAGAGCGAAGUCGUCGUCCUCACGCAGUGGCGUGAACGCCUGCAGAAAGGCGAGCAGGCCGCGGUUCCACGCGCGCUCUCCCUCGAGAACCUAGUCUUCGACACCUGGACCUUCCGCUCGACGGACCCGCGCGACAAGAUCUUCGGGCUCUACGGCCUGCUGAGCAAGGCCGGCGGCGCAGACGGCCCCAACUGGCGGCCGGACUACCGCAAAUCGACGGCGCAGGUGUUCGCUGAGACCACGCGCAUAAUCAUAGACGAGGGCCGCGAGCUGCGCAUGCUCUCCGCCGUGCUGGACCACUCCCUGCGGCGUCUGGAGAAUCUGCCGUCGUGGGUGCCGGACUACAGCGUGCCGUUCGUCAACAUGAUGUACACGGCGCAGCGCGCGGCGGGAGAUCUCACCCUCCCGCAGCCGCUGCUGCAGCCGAGUCCGUGGAAUGUCCUGCGCAUCGCAGGCACGCGCGUCGACACGGUCCUGCGGCGGGGCGAGUCGACAUCUGGACCGGGCCAGCUGGGCAUGUUCUUCGACCCGCGGUGGUUCGAGCUCGCGCUGCUGCUGCCGCAGCCGUAUCAUGGCCAGUCGCGGACGGAGGCGCUCUGGCGGACGCUCUGCACAGAUCAGACCGCCAAGGGGGUGACGCCUGCGCCGGACGAGUACGGUAAGCAUUUCCGCGCGAUGCUGUGCGUGCUGGUGUGCAUCUAUGCGGCAGAGGCGACAGCCCGCGCGCGAGAGGAAUCCCCCGACGCCGAAGUCGUCGAUCUCCUCUCUGCGAUGUAUCAUGUGCGCACUGUCAUGGAACGUCCGCCGUUGUCAGAGAUGACGCGCGCGGAGUUGCAGGCCGCCUUCCAGGAGCCGGACACGAACCUCAGCGGGCCCGAGUUUCAGACACUCACGCAUCUGCUUUACAAGCUGGACAUCCUGUGGCGCACGGAGGACGACUCAUGGACGCCGAAUCUCCCCGAGGUGUGGACCACGUAUCGUGCUUCAGACUCCUGGGUCCCGUGGGACGAGUACCGAGCGAGUCCGCUGCCGGAGUCAGGGCAGGAGUUCUACCAGGUAUUGCGGAGUCGUCGCGGACGGCGACGGCUGUUCGUGACGGAGAAGCGGUAUCUGGGCCUGGGACCUGCGGCGAUGGCCGACGGGGACCAGAUAUGGGUGUUUCCGGGGGCUGGGACGGCGCUUGUGCUGCGGCCGACUCCCGACAAGGCGUUCCAUUUCAUCGGAGAGGCGUAUAUCCACGGAGGAAUGAACGGGGAGUUGGUGGAGGGUGUUGCAGUAGAAGAUCUGCAGACUGUCGAUCUGGUGUAG